Messenger RNA from Aethalodelphis obliquidens (Pacific white-sided dolphin), 3108 nucleotides. It is a transcript of the gene MINDY3, whose product is annotated as MINDY lysine 48 deubiquitinase 3. The transcript has 16 exons. Gene Ontology annotation, biological process: protein K48-linked deubiquitination. Gene Ontology annotation, molecular function: cysteine-type deubiquitinase activity; K48-linked deubiquitinase activity. Bases 178 to 1455 code for a protein of 425 amino acids. The record is from RefSeq and is a predicted model, not a curated record. NCBI's taxonomy places the organism in Eukaryota, Metazoa, Chordata, Mammalia, Artiodactyla, Delphinidae.
GGGGGCUUGACAGGCUCGGUCCCUGCAAGUAGGUCUCUCUCCUGUUGCCUUCCUUGCGUCUAACCUUCCAGCUCGUUUGCCGCUGCCGUCCCGCCACGCCGGUCUCCGAAGCCGCCCCUUCCCCAUGUGCCGGGGCAGGAGUCCGGAAAGCCAAGACCCGCUCGCCGGUACCCCAUCAUGUCCGAACUGACUAAAGAGCUGAUGGAGCUGGUGUGGGGCGCCAAGAGCAGCCCCGGUCUCUCUGACACCAUCUUCUGCCGCUGGACGCAAGGGUUUGUGUUUAGUGAAUCAGAGGGAUCUGCAUUAGAACAGUUUGAAGGUGGCCCCUGUGCUGUUAUUGCACCCGUUCAGGCAUUUCUUUUGAAGAAGCUCCUGUUUUCUUCUGAGAAGUCUUCUUGGAGGGAUUGCCAAGAGGGAGAGCGGAAGGAACUCCUUUGUCACACCUUAUGUGCUAUUUUAGAAACUGCUUGUUGUAGCGACUCUGGCCCGUACUGCUUGGCUUCAUGGUUAAGAGGAAAGACGGCUGAGGAGACUGCUGGUCUUCCUGGGAGUCCUGCACAGUCUAGUUGCCAAAUGGACCAUUCUUCUGCCUUGGCUGUCGAAGAGCUUGGCUUUGAGCGAUUUCAUGCAUUAAUUCAAAAAAGAUCAUUCAGAAGUUUAUCAGAAUUAAAAGAUGCUGUCUUGGACCAGUAUUCAGUGUGGGGAAACAAAUUUGGAGUAUUGCUUUUUCUGUAUUCUGUGUUACUGACAAAGGGCAUUGAAAACAUAAAAAAUGAAAUUGAAGAUUCAAGUGAACCUUUGAUAGAUCCUGUGUAUGGACAUGGCAGCCAAAGUUUAAUUAACCUCCUUCUAACGGGACACGCAGUUUCUAACGUAUGGGACGGUGAUAGAGAAUGCUCAGGAAUGAAACUUCUUGGUAUACAUGAACAAGCAGCUGUAGGAUUCUUAACACUGAUGGAAGCAUUAAGAUACUGUAAGGUUGGUUCUUACUUGAAAUCUCCAAAAUUCCCUAUUUGGAUUGUUGGCAGUGAAACUCACCUCACCGUAUUUUUUGCCAAGGAUAUGGCUUUAGUUGCCCCUGAGGCUCCUUCAGAACAAGCCAGAAGAGUUUUUCAAACUUACGAUCCAGAAGAUAAUGGAUUCAUACCUGAUUCACUCCUAGAAGAUGUGAUGAAAGCAUUGGACCUUGUUUCAGAUCCUGAAUAUAUAAAUCUCAUGAAGAAUAAAUUAGAUCCAGAAGGAUUAGGAAUCAUAUUAUUGGGUCCAUUUCUUCAAGAAUUUUUUCCUGAUCAGGGUUCCAGUGGUCCAGAGUCUUUUACUGUCUACCACUACAAUGGACUGAAGCAAUCAAAUUACAAUGAAAAGGAAGGAGAUUAUUCUAGGAGUCUCUUCACUAUCAGAGCAUAUUUUAGACCUGGACUCAGUGAGAUCUUCAUUGGAAUGUUGGAGCAGUAGUGUCACUGGGACAAGAUGAGGCCUCUGAGACAGGGAGAUUAAGUGACUCAGCCAGGGUCACACAGCAAGUCAUUGGCAGAGCAGGGAUUGGAACUGAGUUCCUGAUUCCCAAUCGUGUCCUUGGUCUGCUUGACCACGCUACCUGUAUAUAGUAAGUUUUCAAGUUGUGCUCAUGACAAGCGUCUGACAUACUAACAAAGAGGUCAGAAAUCAAAGAUGAACUAUUAACAUGACAGUAGUAUGUAAGCACUCUUAACGCAAAGCAUGUAUGCCAUUAAGUUGCAGAGGUAUACCAUAAAGUUACUCAGGAGCUAGAAAUCUGGUAGACCUCAGAGUAAGGUACUACUAAAAAUAGCUGAGGAAACAGACAACAGAAGGCUGGCCAAGCAGAAGGGAAUGUGGCCCACCAGGGGGCACAGGCCAGGGAGGCCACACAGGUAGGUCGGGGUACUCCACCCAAGCAGGUCUGCUCUAACACCAUGAGCAAGGGAUUUUCAGAGAAAAGUUUUGCUUUGGAGAGCUGAAAAGCAUGACUUCACAGUUCUAAUAGUAAAUUUAUUCCAUCAAAACUAGAAAGUACUACAGCAACCAAAGUACAGAUGCAAAAAAGUAAAAGUAUUUGUUUCACAUUAAAGUAUGUCUUUAGAGCCUCCUAAAAAGAGAUUUAUGAAACCAAAUUAUCUGGCCUAGUAAUAGAAAAUAUUCCCAUAUUUAAUGUAUUUUAAGGAGACUCCAACUUAAGGCUAAUCAGGUUGUUGUUUCUCUUGGCUCCUUGGUCAAAUAGUUUAUAGCUUUUAUCUUGGAAGAACGUAAUUACAAUCAUGUGUAUCAGCCACUGAGUGUAAAAAUCAUUACACAUACUUUGGAAGAGGGUAGUCGUCUGUAUCUGUUCCUUUUAAAUUAUGCAGUUAGAAUUUCUCUUGGUACAAAGCGAAAUUCAUGACUGAAUGCUUUAAUGUAUACGGUGGGCGCUUAAAAUGAGGUAGGGCUUUAGCUAGUAUGUUACUUCACAAAUGACUUCUAAAAGUUGUUUAAAGAAAUCAGAAUUAAACUUUUCUGGUAUCUAUCCACCUGCCAGUGUAUCUUUUUAAUAGUCAUUGCCAUUACAUAUAGAGAUUUUUGUUUCUGACCUGACGUCCUUUAAUUUUUUUUCUCCAUGAUUUUUCAUGCAGAACAAAGUAUAUUCAUGAAUAGUAUUUCAGAAGUAUUUAGUACAAUAAUAGAAAAUUUCAUUGACAAACAUCCAGUUUGCUUGCAGCUCUGGAAAUUCAACAUUUAGAUUGACAGAAGAAAAUAAGUCCUUCUCAGAAUAUAUAGCUGAGUGCCUCCAUAUUAAAGCAAUAGGAACUAAGUAAAUGUUAUAUAAAGAAAAUCUAUUACUGGAAGCAUGAUUUUUCUUUUAUCAGAAAUAGUAUGUUCUUGGGAUUUGCAUACACUUCUUAUAAAUCAUGAUCUUACAAUCUAAAUUCAGCUAGUAGUUAAAAUUGUUUCACCAUCUCAUUUCCAGAUUUAUUUUCACAUUAAUCAGGAAGCAGAUAUUCUAGCUUAUAAUUUCUAUCAGAAUAAAACUAGAUAUAAAGUUCCAUAUGAAACAGUACACAGUGCCCUGUUUGCCAGCCUAUGAAAAGCUCUGGAUCCCUCACAAGACUUCGC